UCUCAAAUCUCCGACUCUCCAUUGCUUGCACUCUCGAAUCUCGAUUUGAUUUCAUGAGACACCUCUUGAUUUGUCCAAGUACAAGAUCACCCUCAUAGGAGAAUAUCUAAGAAUCAGAAAGAUUAGCUGAAAAGCUGAAGUUCUUUUUGUACCUAUGUUUUAAAGGGGAUUGAAGGUGUUCAACAUUAAGAUAUUUCAUUGUAAUGUGAGGUUUUGUCCUUAAGAUCGAAUCCAAAAAGCCCACAAACACCUUCUUCUUGCCUUCAACCCCAAUUUCAUCAAGCUAAUUCAAGAAAAAUAUGAAGUUUUUCARACCCUMUAUMCGAUCCUUAAGACCCAKUUUCAAAAYCAAUCGCUUCUCWUCYCAAAAACCCCACCUUGACRAUGUGGGUCCARUGGCYUCUCWUCUCAAAACCCGAUCCGUCRUCCGGUUCCGUGGACCCGAYACRAUCAAGUUCUUACAGGGUUUAUUGACAAAUGACGUCCGGCUGUUUGGUGAGCCCGUGGCUGAUGAGAAAGCAAGCUUGGUUACCCCUAAUGUGCUGGCUUUGUCAGCUCGCUCUCUCUAUGCGGCGAUGUUGACGCCACAAGGCAGGUUUUUGUAUGAUAUGUUUCUGUACGAGCCACCCAGAACCAAUGAGAAGCCUGACCCAAGUGGGUCACGACGUCGAUCCGAUCAGGAUGAGGUGGUGCUGCUUGCGGAUGUUGAUUGUUCGGUAUUGGAUGAGCUAGUGGAGACAUUAAAGAAAUAUAGAUUGAGGUUGAAGGUUGAUAUUGAGAAUGUGGGAGAAGAGUUGUGUUGUUGGCAGCGGUAUGGUGUCGACCUCCAUAAGAGGGCACCUUCAGAUCCUGAAGCUGCUUCUGUUGGAAAUACCGGUGGCUGGCAAUGGCAUAAAGAUCCUCGACUCAAUUGCCUAGGAUUCCGAGGAAUCUUCCCUUCCAGCGUCACACCACCUAUGGUCGAGGCUGAUGUGGAAACCCAAGAAGAAAAUUACCUUCUAUGGAGAUUAGAGAAGGGAGUUGCCGAAGGCUCAAUUGAGAUGCCAAAAGGUGAGUCAAUUCCAUUGGAGUACAAUUUUGCUGGUUUAAAUGCCAUAAGCUUUGACAAAGGGUGUUAUGUGGGCCAAGAGCUUAUAGCUCGCUCCCAUCACCGCGGGGUUAUCCGCAAGCGUCUGCUUCCGCUCAAGUUCCGUAAUGAAUCUGGAAAAGAGGUGGCUGAGCCGAAGGUUGCUCCCAGUUCAGAAGUAAUAGCAUCAAAAUCCGGCAAGAAAGUUGGAAUUGUGACCACUGUUCUUGGCUCUCGUGGGCUUGGGCUCCUCAGGCUCAACGAAGCUUUUAAAGGACCCGGAAAUUUGGUGAUCAAAGGACAAGAAGACGUGAAGGUGGAGCCUAUUCGGCCUGAAUGGUGGCCGACUGAGUGGUUUUUGGAGCAUGAACCGCACCAAGCCGCUGGCUAGAAUAUUUUUCCGCAGCUGCUCGUAUCAACUAUUGACAUUACUUUUACCCACGACCACAAAAGCAUAAACAUUGCUGCGAAUUUGCCGGUUGUCGGGAGCCAUGUAGCCUAAAGCCGCACUGACGAGUGCGAAAAGACAAAUCCGGAUCCAUCGGUCAGUAUCUAUCCAAUCGAUAUGUUUCCAUGAGCCCUGUGUUUGGGCAUAUUACAAAUAAAAUGAUAUUCUUAUAUGAUAAAAAAGAUAUUAAACACUAUUUGGGAGUAAUUCAGUCAUUUUAACAGUUUUGUCCAGUGAUGUUCUAGUUGUACCAAACACAUAACAGAUAAUUAGGUCAAUCAUGUCUUGUUCUGUCCAGUUCCAUCUUAUCCUAUCAUAUUCAGUCUCAUCCAGUCUGCAUACA
Molecule: messenger RNA, 1857 nt
Organism: Cynara cardunculus var. scolymus (artichoke)
Lineage: Eukaryota; Viridiplantae; Streptophyta; Magnoliopsida; Asterales; Asteraceae
Product: putative transferase At4g12130, mitochondrial
Exons: 7
Coding region: 300-1457 (385 amino acids)
Cellular component (GO): mitochondrial matrix
Molecular function (GO): protein binding
Source: RefSeq, a predicted model, not a curated record